CUUUCUUCGUCUUCCCUUCACUCUUGCUUGACCCCAUUUUCUCGAGAAAAGUUGAGAAAGAAAAGCUCAAUUCUUGUUUUCUCGGAACGUUUCGUUUUCAAUUCCAGCAAGAUCAUGGAGAUGGAUCCAUCAGACGUGAAGAAACUUGUAGCAAAUGAUUCUUCAGACUCAGCCGCAGAAGAAUCUGAAGAGAAGAAACUAAACGCCACUUCUGUUUCAGCUUUUGAUAUGAUACUCAAGUCUCUUUGGAAGAUUAGCGUUUUCUUAAGCGAUUUUUUGAUGAGUUAUGUUAAAGAAGCACAGCACAACCUCACAGAUGAUGAAUCUGUUCAUCCACAAGACAUACUUCGUAUCUUCCUUCUCAAAAAACUCAGUCUCGCUCAUCCUCUGGACGCAAAUGGUGUUUGUGACCUGUUUCUUAACAUCUUGGAGCAUCUGCCGCGCUGGAAUUCACACUUUGAAGUGAAGGAAGUGUCGAAAAAGAUUUGCAAUAGAUGCAAGAUGGGUAUGGAAUAUCCAGUUGAACGUUCUUUUGGUCUGAUCAUCAAUGCUGGUUCCCUCAGAGUAGUCAAGGCAUUAUUCGAGAAUCUUACAUUCGAUAAGAUCCUUCAGAUCAUCAGGAUAGAUCUUAAGAUGCCUUGUGAUAAGGAAGGAUGUGGGAAAAUAAACUAUGUUCAACGUAUGAUAAACAAACUUCCUACUGUUUUCACAAUUGCACUUGAGUGGGAGAACAAUGAGCCUCUAGGAGAGUUAUUCAAUACUACUUCUGUUCUGACAACUGAGAUAGAUAUCAAAACGAUAUACCUAUACGAAGGUGACAGUGAAUGCACUAAAUACCGUCUUGUCUCAAUGGUUUGCUCGCAUGGAGAUGGAUACAACUGUGUAGCUUAUGAAAACAAUGGAUGGGUCAGACAUUUUCGUUCUGAGAAAGAGGUUAUUGGAGACUGGGGUGGUGUUCUCAGCAAAUUCCGAGAACUGCAUAUUCGACCUGAGAUUCUAUUUUUUGAAAACGUAGGCUAUGCAGCAAGACGAGAUUGUGUCUGGGCAGAAAUCUGAAGGCUAAGAGAAGCUUUUUCAACAGUGUAGGAUUGGGAUUGAUGUAUAGACAAAAAGUGUCUCGAGUCAUAAGUACUCAAAACCUUAUACGAGUAUGGUAGAAAAAUGGGUAGGAAAGGGAUUGAUGUAUAUACCAAAAGUGUUGAGUCUUUAAGCCAAAAACGUUAUAGGAGUUAGUAGAACAAUGCUUUGGAGGUGUUGUUGCACCAUUGUGAACAGAUUUUUUAGUGUUUUCUUCCUCACAUCCUGAUUGUUAUGACGACCUGGAUGAAGUAGUUAAAUAUCAUUCUUCCAAAUUCAACACUUG
This is a messenger RNA of Camelina sativa (false flax), 1363 nucleotides long. The record is from RefSeq and is a predicted model, not a curated record. Lineage: Eukaryota; Viridiplantae; Streptophyta; Magnoliopsida; Brassicales; Brassicaceae.